AUGCACAGCAAGGACUGUGUCAAAGUGGCCGUCAGAGUCCGGCCCUUCAACAAGAGAGAGCGGGACGCAGGCAGCCGAUGUAUUGUCUCCAUGGUGUCGAGCUCCAUCACCAUCCAGGACCCUCGUGAAUCCCAGAGCCGUCGCUCGUUUUGUUUCGACUACGCCUACUGGUCCCACAGCGGCUUCACAAGAGACCGCGGGGGCCUCUAUGUCCCAGAGGAGCCGGGGGGGCGAUAUGCCGACCAGGACAGUGUGUUCCAGGACCUGGGAGAGGGAAUACUGGAGAAUGCACUGCAGGGUUACAAUGCCACUCUGUUGGCCUAUGGGCAGACCGGCUCAGGGAAGAGUUACUCCAUGGUGGGCUACGGGCCUAACAAAGGCCUGGUUCCUAAACUCUGUGACCGGCUGUUUCAGUCCAUUAGAGAGAACCAGGACACCAGACAGUGCCAGGUCUUUUUCAGCAUGUUGGAGAUCUAUAAUGAGCAGGUGGUUGACCUGCUUUCUCGGGGGACUCGUACUCCAGGGGGGCUCAGGGUCAGAGAGGAGCAGCAAAGAGGCUUCUAUGUGGAGGGUCUCCGGACCAUCCCCUGUGACAACGCAGUGCAGGUGGAGCAGCUGAUGGAACAGGGGACCAGGACCCGGACAACUGCUGCCACUCACAUGAAUGCCAAUAGCAGUCGCUCACACAUGCUCAUUAUCCUGCAGCUCAAACAGAUCUUUUCAAAAGAGAGCAUCACAAAGCAGUCCAACAUCAACUUGGUGGAUCUGGCUGGCAGUGAGCGUCAGAGGUCGUCGGGGUCGGAGGCAGACAGACUGAAAGAGGGCACGGCCAUCAACCUGAGCCUCACCACUCUGGGAAACGUUAUCAGCUCCCUCGCUGACGUGGCGGUGGGGAAGAAGGUCGUCCACAUACCGUACAGAGACUCAGUCCUCACCAAACUGCUGCAGUCGGCACUGGGAGGCAACAGUCGCACUGUCAUGAUUGCCACGCUAAGCCCUGCUGAUAUCUGCUAUGAGGAGUCGCUCUCAACCCUGCGCUACGCUGAGAGGGCAAAGCGUAUCCAGAACAGAGCUGUGGUGAACGAGAGCCCCACUGAGCGUCUGGUUAAAGAGCUGAAGGCCGAGAAUGCCAGACUGCUGCAGAGACUGGGUCGGCUGGGCCAGGAGGGACGCAGAGCCAACGAUGAGACCAAGGAGCUUCGCCAGCUGCUGACCCACAACGAGCUCCAGAUCAGAGCCAUUCAGACUCUGUGGGAACAACACCUGCAGGAGGCGCUGAAGGACUGGGAGCAACAGUAUGCUAACAUCACACAGGAGCGGAGGAUGAUGCAGAUGCAUCCCUACAUUCUGAACAUCAACGAGGAUGCUCAGCUGUCGGGCGUGGUGAAGCUUUUCAUUCAGGAGGGUGAAUGGGACAUCGGCCUGUGUGACUCAACCCCAAAAUACAUCUCCAUCAAGGGCUUAGGGAUCCAGGAGCGUCAUGCUGUGUUCAGGAAUGAGCAGCGCCGAGUAACACUGACCCCAUUGGAAGGGUCAAAGGUCAUUGUCAACGGCAACACUGUUUCCCAGACUACUGAGCUGCAGCAUCUGGACCGUCUGAUUCUCGGCUCUAACUGCACCUACCUGUUCAUCGGUUUUCCGUCUGAGAGAGGCGGGGACGACUGGAGUCGCUACGACUAUGACUACUUCCAGUCUGAGCUGGCUGCUGCUGAAGGCAUCCACCUGGUUGAGUCCAGCACCGGCUCCAGUCAGACAGACCCCAGUCUGCUGGCCGUCUUCUACGACUACAUCAAACUGAUGCCCAUGGUGGCCGAGGCCAACCAGAUGAGCCAGGAACUGAACAAGGGGGUUGAGUUUAAGUUGGAAAUCAAGAAUCUGGCGCUGUCAGAUUCAAAAGGCCAUGAUCUGAAGAAGGAGAUUGUUGUCAGAGUCACUGCUGUGGGAAGAAAACAGGUAUGGAUGUGGUCGAAGACCAAGUUUGUGAACCGUAAAUUCCUGAUGGAAGACGCCUACCAGCGGCAUCAGGCUGAGAGGAGCAGAGACAAUAUAGCAGAGGGUCUGUCUACAGCUGCGUUACCCAGAGAUAAAGACCCUUUCUGGGAUCCUGUGGAGCCUCUGCUCCUGGGCACGGCUCACCUCUGGCUUCAGUCCCUGGCCUUCCGCAUCCCUCUGGAGGAGCAGCUGGAAGUGCUGGGGUCAGAGGGCACAGAGGAGGCUAUAUUACAAGCUCAGCUGGUUCCCUGCACCUCCACAGGACUCGCUCUGGGUGAAGAUGAGAUCCUGAUCGACCCUACGGAGUUACUGGGUCGACGUCUGGACUUCCAGCUGUUCCUGGAGCAGUGCUGUGGCCUCCGCUGGAUCCGAGAGGCCCGCAACAGAGGGGUCCAGAUUGGUUUCAGGUUAUUUGACUGCAGCCAUCCUCUCUACUCUCCGGCCGUGUGGCACAACGUCAACCCUCUGUUGGAUCACAGAGUUCACUUCGCCUCACUCCACACCUCCCAGCAUCUGUUAGAUUACCUGCAGAGCAGCGCCGUGGUGCUGGAGCUCUGGGGCCUUCAAGAGGGUUGUACUGACCUGGUAUCAUCUCUAGAAGGAGUGAGGAUGACUACAGAGGGUAUUAUCAUUGAGGAGGCAGACCCAGUCAACACUGCACCUGUAGACUCUGCAGAGCUCAGCUGUUCAGUGAGAGCUCUUCAGCAGGAUUUGGAGGAACUGAAGAGUGUUAACUCGUCACUGAGAAAAGAAAAUCAUAUUCUGAGAGAACAACUCAACGCUGCCAGGAAUGGUGGAGACGGUGUGCGUGGUCGGUCGGUGCGUCCCAGCUGUGAUGCAGAGUUUGCUCGCGCUCUCAAGGUCUUCUACCACAGCAUGACCUCAGUCAGGGGUCAGCUGCAGCGCCUGCGCAGACACAGGCCCAGUGAGGAGUCCGACCUGCUGGGGUUCAGGCUGUUUGUGGACGAGCAGAGUCGUAUGCUGCGGGAUUUCUCCGAGCAGCUGGAGCAGAGCGUCUCCACGCUCAAACAGGAUGUGGCCGCCAUCGUCCGCCGGAAAAGAGAACGAUCGGGAAUCUGGUCUUGACUGAUUAACCGUUUACAGAUUUGAAGCAUGUUAUUUUAUGUGUGUCAGAUGGGUCACAUCAUUUGAUUGCCUUGUUUUACAGAAGGAGCAGCAGUUCCUUAUUUUCUGUAAAAGGGAAGACAUUCAAGAUUAUUCCACAGGAGUUUAGUAUUAAAAUAAUAACAAGAGCACUUAAGUCUAUAAAACGUUUAUUAGAUUGAAUGUAAAAUAGAUCAGUACAGUCCAAACUGCGAAUAAAUUAAAAGGCAAAUUCAUCUCAAGUUUCAGAA
Molecule: messenger RNA, 3347 nt
Organism: Eleginops maclovinus (Patagonian blennie)
Lineage: Eukaryota; Metazoa; Chordata; Actinopteri; Perciformes; Eleginopidae
Gene: kif28
Product: kinesin family member 28
Biological process (GO): microtubule-based movement
Molecular function (GO): ATP binding; microtubule motor activity; microtubule binding
Source: RefSeq, a predicted model, not a curated record